Clupea harengus (Atlantic herring) is the source of this 4890-nucleotide messenger RNA. It is a transcript of the gene lgr6, whose product is annotated as leucine rich repeat containing G protein-coupled receptor 6. Gene Ontology annotation, cellular component: plasma membrane. The record is from RefSeq and is a predicted model, not a curated record. Gene Ontology annotation, molecular function: protein binding; G protein-coupled peptide receptor activity; protein-hormone receptor activity. Lineage: Eukaryota; Metazoa; Chordata; Actinopteri; Clupeiformes; Clupeidae. Gene Ontology annotation, biological process: activation of adenylate cyclase activity; adenylate cyclase-activating G protein-coupled receptor signaling pathway; hormone-mediated signaling pathway.
GGGGGGAGAGAGAGAGAGACAGAGAGGGAGAGGGAGAGAGAGAGGGAGCAUGAGUGAGAGAUAGACUCCUCCCAUCCUUCAAGCGGGAGCCAAUGAGGGUAGACACUUAGACUCCCACUACAAUAGGUAAAUGUCUUCAAAGUGAGAGAGGACAGGGCAGACUGACAGAGAGAGAAAGAGAGUGAGUGAAAGAGAGAGAAAGAGAGAAAAGGAGAGAGGCUGGAGAAGUGUGCGCAAACCUUUGACUGACUGAGUCACUCAUGGCAGUUGUGGAGUGAUCUGAAGAGUGAGAGACCCAGAGCAAGGCACAGAAGAAGAGGACAGAAGACCUAAACCUAAACACAUUCACUUCACCCUCUCUCACUGGCACUUCCUUUCAGUUAGAAGAUUUGAUUUUUUCUUUUCUCUUGAAAGUGGUGGUGGAAACACAGACACGAGGUGACAUGUUGGCAUUACUCCUGAUGCUGCAGUUUGCCAGCAGUGUGCAGGCUCAUGGGACCCAGAGUGCCACUCUGCCUGCCAGUCUGUACCCAGCGCCAUGCCAGUGCCAGGAGGAUGGGAUUCUACUCAUUGUCGACUGCUCGGAGCUUGGACUAUCGGCGGUGCCCGGCAACCUCAGCCCACUGACGUCCUACCUAGAUCUCAGCAUGAACAACAUCAGUGAAAUCCAGCCUAAUUCAUUCCACAACCUCCACUUUCUGUCAGAGCUGCGUCUCUCCGGCAAUCACCUGAGACACAUCCCCGGACCGGUGUUCCAAGGCCUCUACAACCUCAAAGUCCUGAUGUUGCAGAAUAAUCAGCUUGAGCGCCUACCCAGUGAAGAGCCAUGGGAUUUGCCCAACUUGUUGUCCCUGCGUCUGGAUGCCAACCUGAUAGUGGAGGUCCCUCCACAGACCUUCUCUGGCCUCCGGUCCCUCCGGCAUCUUUGGCUGGAUGACAACGCGCUGACGGAGAUCCCAGUGGGUGCCCUCAAUAACCUGGCCUCCCUGCAGGCGAUGACCCUGGCACUCAAUCGCAUCAGCCACAUCCCUGACAACGCCUUCCGCAAUCUCUCUAACCUGGUCGUGCUGCAUCUUCAUAACAACAUGAUCAAAACCCUGGGACAGAAUUGCUUUGAGGGACUGUACAGCCUAGAGACUCUGGAGCUGAACUACAAUGAGCUGCAAGAGUUCCCCGUGGCUAUUCGGACCCUGGCGAAGCUUCAGGAACUGGGAUUCCACAACAACAAUAUUAAGGCCAUCCCAGAACGGGCUUUUGUGGGAAACCCACUGCUACAAACCAUAAAUUUCUAUGAGAAUCCAAUCCAGUUUGUGGGCAGAUCUGCUUUCCAGUUCUUACCAAAGUUACAUACCCUCUCCCUCAAUGGAGCCACGGAAAUUCAAGAAUUCCCUGACCUGAAAGGAACAACCAGUCUGGAAAUACUCGCCCUCACCAGAGCUGGCCUCACCACCCUACCCCAGAGUCUCUGCCAGCAGCUGCCCAACUUAAGAUCGCUUGAACUGUCUCAUAAUCAGAUUGAAGAACUCCCAAGCUUUUGUCACUGCAAAUCACUCCAGGAAAUAGGACUACAGCACAAUCUGAUUCGGCAGAUCGAGGCGAACACAUUCCAGCAGCUCUCCUCCCUACGCUCACUGGACCUCAGUUGGAACAAGAUAGAGACGAUUAACCCAGAAGCCUUCUCAUCUCUGCACUCUCUGGUAAAACUUGACCUGACAGAAAAUCAGUUAAGUGCGUUGCCCAUGGUGGGACUGUCCAGCCUUACACACCUAAAGCUGAGAGGAAACAUGGCCCUCUCCAGUUCUUUCAGACAGGAGGAUUUCCCCAAGAUAAGGGUGAUUGAAAUGCCCUACGCCUACCAGUGCUGUGUGUAUGGCUCCUGCAGCAGCCACAAGUCCCUCAACCAAUGGGAUACUGAGCAAAUGAGUGAAGAUGACGACCUGCAUAAGAGGACCAUAGCUUUAUUUCCCAUCCAUGCCGACAGCAACUAUGACCUCGACAUGGAGGAAUUCCAAUUAGAAAUUGAAGAAUCCAAACUACAAACCAGCAUCCAGUGCACACCACUCCCAGGUCCCUUCAAGCCUUGCGACUACAUGUUUGAUAGCUGGGUUGUGCGCUUGGGAAUGUGGGCCAUCGCUCUCGUCUCCCUCGUGGGCAACGGCCUGCUGAUCAUCAGCGUCUUCGGGUCGCCCACCUACCUCUCCCCGGUCAAGUUUGUCAUCGGCGCCAUCGGCGGGGCCAACCUCCUGACCGGUCUGUGCACGGGCACGCUGGCUAUGGUGGACGUGCUGACCUUUGGCCAGUUCUCACAGCACGGUGCCCGCUGGGAGUCAGGCACGGCCUGCCAGACCACGGGCUUCGUCUCCAUCUUCGCCUCUGAGGCGUCCAUCCUCUUCCUGACACUGGCGGCCGUCCAGUGCAGCGUGUCGGUGUCGUGUGUGCGUGCCUACGGCAAGUCGCCGUCUUUCAGCAGCGUGCGGGCGGCCGCCGUCGCCUGCGUGCUGCUCUCCGUGGCCGUGGCCGCCCUGCCGCUGGUGAAGGUCGGUGAGUACGGUGCGUCGCCCCUCUGCCUGCCCUCUCCCCUGCCCGAGGGUCGUCCAUCCACACUGGGCUUCAUGGUGGCCCUCAUCAUGAUGAACUCCCUCUGCUUCCUCAUCAUCACCGGCACCUACAUCAAGCUCUACUGGGACCUGAUGAAGGGCGAGUUCGACAGCAUCUGGGACUGCGCCAUGAUCAAGCACGUGGCCUGGCUCAUCUUCACCAACUGCCUGCUCUACUGCCCCGUGGCCUUCCUGACAUUCUCCUCACUGCUGGGCCUCUUCCCUGUGGCCGAGGAGGUCAUCAAGUCCGUGCUCCUGGUGGUGCUGCCCCUGCCGGCGUGCCUCAACCCGCUGCUCUACCUCCUCUUCAACCCCCACUUCCGCGAAGAUGCCAGGCUCUUCUGGAGCCGGUCCAAGCUGUCCCCGGAGGAGAUAUUAGAUUCGUUCGUGUCCAUGGAGACCGAGAAGAGUUCCUAUGACUCCACACAAGCCCUGGUGUCCUUUGCCGAGGUGGACACCCUGUUCGACUCCUCUGCCUUGCCCAAGAUGGAGGCAGAGGACCGCUACCCCUGGUCACCCUCCGUGCCGCUCAUCCCCUGCCAGCAGAAGGUGCUGCCCAUGGGCAGAGAGUGUAUUGCUGGGUCUAUCACAGGAAUGUGCCUUAAUGAGGAGGAGUGUUUGAGAGUCAAUGGGCUGGACAGCAUCAAUGGCAGCUCCUUCCCCACUGGAGUAUGUCACUCAUCUCCCAUCGCAUCUCAUUUGUAAAUCAAUUAUAUGGCCAUUUGAGACUUCUAAGGACCAUUUCAGAAAGAGAGAGAGAGAGAGAGAGAGAGAACGAAAAAAAAGAGAACAAAAGCAGAAUAUUCUCCUUGGACACUGCAGUGAAUCAAUCCUUAAAUUUUGGAACAUUAUGUGACUGUCUUUGAUGAAUGCACAAAUAAAUGGUGGGGCUUGUGGUUUGUGGUUUCCCAGGGAAACAUCAACCAUCAUGCUAUUGUGCCAUCACAGGAAAGCAGAUUAAUUUAUAUAUUCAGGAUGCUGUUUCUCAUGUGGCGGCUGACUUGUAACUUCAUUUUUUUAACAUGGCAAAAGGAGGUAACAAAGGUUUUUUAGUACCAUAAACAAAACACAUCAAAGAGGGGGAAGAGAAAAAUGAGAGAAAGAGCUGUUGUUGCAGACAUACAAGAUUUAACAAUGUGAAACUAGUUCAAAGAAUCUCCCAUUAUGUUUCCUUCACACCUCUCUCUGUGACAUAGUGAGUUAAACUUUAUGCUUUUCAGUAUAGUUUAAAGUAGAGAUCCCCAGUCCAGCUCUUCUUCAUGUGCAGAUCUCCAGAGACUCCAACUGAAAACUACACCAACUCUACACCACAGAUGAUCACAAAACUCUUGAUUACCUCAAGAGCUGAGACAUGCAAUGCUUUGCUUUCUCAUGAACAUGAAUGAUUUGCACUCAACGUGCUCAUGGUUUUUGGUAUGAAAUAUAUUUUUCUAGCGUGUGACAGCAGUAGAGGCAAGUGUACCAUUAACAUUUGUCAGAAGCUCUUCUUUCGUGUUCCCUCAGUGCUUUCCAGAACUUGCCCUGCCUUGCAUGGAACCAACUAUGCCUUUUAUAAAUUUCCAUUAUUUUACAAUUAUGUAUUAACUGUCCACCAAAAAACUAAAGGAACUAACUUUACAAUACAGCCUACCAAGUCUCUGAACAAGCACAACGACAGACGAUGUAAAUGUCAGUAAAGGGACAAACUAUAACAUAUUAUGGGCUCAGGAUAUGUUUAACUGGUAACAGGUUAACAAAAAUACUCAUUUCAUGAUAGGUUCAAAAGGGAAUUUACUGAAAGCAACCUUAUUCUGUUUCUGUAACUGCAGUAAUUUGUCAUAAAUUGUUUGUGUAUCACUACAGACCCCUACCAAAUCGCAUUCACAGUAUUGCUGAAUGUGAAAUCACCCACAAUUCUUGAUUUUGUAUAGUACGUAAAGUUUGACAUUCUGCAGAAACAUAAUGUAUUUCCAUUUUUUCCAUGUUCUUUAGACUGACAGACAAAGAAAAACAUUUUACUACCAUCUAGAUCAGCAGUCAAGUUUGGAUGGCCAUUUUGUCUGUGUAUAGUAGGCUAGCUGUUGUAUGUACAGUGUAACUACCUCUGACCUAGCAUGCUAUUAUUUCAUUGUACCCCAAGUGUGUUGAUCGUCUCUUUUUACACAAAACAUGUUAAAUUUAUAUAUAAUUUUAUAUUAAAGUAAAUACCAUAGUUUGUAAAACACAUACUAUUUUGGAUGUACAUAUUUUCAUAUUUCUGUACACGUACAACAAAAAAUAUGAUUUAAUAAAAUUAUUACUUUCAUAUAUUUAA